GGGUCAUAUCAAAAGCUGGAUCCCGGAAGAAGACCAUGGGAAAUAUAAUUUGAAGGAUUUCAAAAAGCUAAAAACGAUAGCAGGGGAAAUGGAAACGGAAACGGUAUCGAGUGGCAAGGUUGAGAUUGUGAAAAUAAGAAUGGAUAGAUACGAGCAUAAGAAAACAGGACAGCUUUUGCAUGUCUUGAUUCCUACUGACACAAUAGAGGAGAGUCGCUCUGUUCAUUCGGGUGGUGAUCGUGCGUGGAGUCACACAUAUCGUAGAAUUAAAACAGUUACUGAGUGGGGCCAAACAAAGCCUUUUAUCAGCUUUACUUUGGGAGAUUUUUACAUUGGGAAGAACAAUAUUGUUCGCCACAAUGGAGAGGGAGAUUUUGAUACGAAACAUAGAUCUGGAAGUCGCGGUGGCAAUGGGCGGAAGAAACAUGAAAGUCGCGGUGAUGGUUUGGAGGAGGAACAUGGACAUCUGGAUGGAGAUGAAAAGGAGCGUCAUCGAAGUCAACGAAAUCGUCUGCAUCGGAGAAGCGGCGAUUAUCAAGACAACAGAGGUACCUCUCGCGAUCGUCAAGAAGUUAUAGAUCCUCCACAAAGACAUAGAAGCCGCGCUCGUGAAACCUCUCGUGGAAACAGAAAUGAGAAUGGCAGAUCUAAAAAUGGAAGGGAUACUAAGCGCACCUCGAAAGAAAAAGGGCGUUCUCGUACACAUCAUACACAGAAUGACUCGGAGUCUGAAGACUCUAGUUCUGAGGCAGAAAUUUCUAUACACCCUGGAACAGAGGUGUCUACAAACCAGUCUGUAGAAGGAUAUAGGUCCAGUGAUGGCUCUGAACAAGGAGAAAUUUCAGAAGAUUCCACAGAGAUUGAUGUUCAUUCCGAACGUUCUCAAAAGCUGCUCACUUGGAAGGGUUCCCCCGUAGGAGGCUCUGUAAAACAUGAGUCCAGGGAUAGCUCUAAACGAGGAUCAUCUUCUCGAGGGUCGCUUAAUCAGAGCAAGGCUUCGUCAAAAGCUCAAUCUACGAGAGGAACGGGAUCUGUAACAUCUGCCCAAAGAACACCCACUAGGAGCAAGAACUCUUCAGUAGCUCAAUCCAUAAUUGAAGAACCGGGAUCACCCGGACAGACUGGUGCCAUACCUAAUCUCACGCUCCGGCUAACAAAACCAAACUUGAACCUUUUACGCCAAGAGGGGGAUUCCCAGGGUGGUCGUAGUUCGACCGCAGGGCCAGGUUCGGUAAGCCAAGACGGACAAAGCUCUGUUGAUUAUGAAGAAAGUGUGAGAUCAGAGAAAAGACGUCACCGCCGCCGUCGUGGCAGAUAGAAAGAUGCGGAUUCAUUUUGUUAGUUAAUCAUCUAUAUAGAUAUACAAUAGAGGUUUAAAUAAACUUUGAAAUAGCGGUUUUGAUUUGUUUGAUUUUUUGAUCA
This is a messenger RNA of Botrytis cinerea B05.10, 1422 nucleotides long. RefSeq lists its product as hypothetical. The coding region runs from base 140 to 1318 and encodes 392 amino acids. The record is from RefSeq and is a predicted model, not a curated record. NCBI's taxonomy places the organism in Eukaryota, Fungi, Ascomycota, Leotiomycetes, Helotiales, Sclerotiniaceae. The transcript has a single exon.